AUGCCACCAUUUCCCGGGGAAGAGACGCUAGCUACAGUGUAUGCCGACCUCCAUUGUUACUUCACGGCGCCCUCGCCUCGACCGGCUCUCCAUCGCUUCGAUAAAGCCUCCUAUUUCUACAUCUACUACAACUCCACGAGACAGACCAGUCGCAUCGAGGCGGCGAUCAAUCCUGGCACGCCGGAUCAGACAGCCUUUCACGGCUUCCUUGACGGGGUCAAGGUGAUCAAUUCCCACAGAUUCCCAACAAGAGUGACACUCGUCGUUGAUGGAGACAGCCCCCCGGCUACCUCCCCCUCGUCUCCCCGUUCAGGAAGAGACCCAGACGAAUGGCGUCUAGCCAGUUCGGAUCCUCGAGAUCCUGGCACGUCCAAAUACAGGAUUCACACGGUCGAUGUCUAUUUCUGGAAUCAGGAUGAUUCCAAGUUGGCCUUGGACAUCUUCAAGAGGCUGCUACAACCCCGACAGUUGGACAUUGAGGACGAUGUGCAUGAGGAACCGGAUCACCAUGACAUGGUCAGCCCAGUGGUUCAAAACCUAGAGCAUGUGGCCAUAUCAGAUCCAGCAUAUAAGGAGCUGCAGCAUGAUUCUCCUGCGGCCCAGCACAGCCAUCCUGUGCAGCUGCCCACUGCUCCGCCGCCUCCAGCUGUCUCUCAGGCUUCUCCAAGCGGUCCUGCGACAUCUGCUUCGCCAAACUCAGUCACGGCCAGCAUUGGGGGAAGAUCUUCAGUUAAAGACUCAAAACCGGCCACAGACUUCACUCCGCUCGCGUACAACCCAGCGGCGCCAGCGGCUCCAGAACCUAUCGCCCAUAGGGAGGACACUCCUCCUCCAGUCGACGCUGUUGAUGGGACAGGGCUUGCUGCGGCAGCAAGACAUGACAACCCUUACGCCCCGCAGCGGCAUCCGCAAACAUUCGCUGGCCCUCCACUUGCUCAACCUGGCGCGUACGGACAAUAUAGCGCGGCACCACAACCAUCAUUUGGACCACAUGCCACUACUUCGCCUGUGCCAUCGUUUGGACCUCAAGCAGCGGCAACGGUGCCGCCGUCUUUUGGGCCGCACGCAGCUUCACCCCCGCUCCAGACCUCCCCACGGACCUCUGUAUCAACCAAUUUCGGGCCUCCGCCCACCAGUGCAACCGGUUCUGACAGCAGUCGCCACCCGUCAACAGCGGCUCAAACCUAUAUGCCUCAUGGGCAAGACCCCAAUGCACAUAUUUUCGGUCAGCAAAACGCGCAAACACCGGGCACACAGUUCUACCAGUCAAUCAACGGUCAACCCCAUAAACCACUACAGCAUGUACAGCCCCAGUAUCCGGACUACCUGGCCGCUGGGCAACCUCCAGCUCUAGCUCCAGCUCCGCCUCUCGGAGGGUACUCGACCUACAAUUAUGGACAGGCCCAGCAAACCCAGCCUGCCGCCGGAGCUUAUGACAUUCACUCUCAAGUCUAUCGACCGACCGAGGCGGAGCACCAAUCACACCACCACAAACCGGCGAAGAGCUCAGGCUCGCAGCACAAGCCGUCGCACGCGGAGAAGAUUGAGAAGGGCGUUGGCAAGUGGAUCAAGAAGAUUGAAAAGAACUUUGGGUGA
This is a messenger RNA of Cladophialophora immunda, 1596 nucleotides long. RefSeq lists its product as uncharacterized. The transcript is spliced from 2 exons. The coding region runs from base 1 to 1596 and encodes 531 amino acids. Lineage: Eukaryota; Fungi; Ascomycota; Eurotiomycetes; Chaetothyriales; Herpotrichiellaceae. The record is from RefSeq and is a predicted model, not a curated record.